Messenger RNA from Rotaria sp. Silwood2, 1101 nucleotides. The record is from the annotation of a GenBank genome assembly. Lineage: Eukaryota; Metazoa; Rotifera; Eurotatoria; Philodinida; Philodinidae.
AUGUCCUAUCGAAGUUUUACAGUAGAAGCCUGGAUAUAUCCAACAACAGUAAGUGGUGAUAAUACGAUAUUCAGCCAGUGUGCAUGUAUAACGUGCACAAAUCAAUGCUUAACUUUAAUCCUCCGCGGUGGUCGAUUAUAUAUGAGCUUUGGAUUCAAUGAUUUACAAGGGACAACGCAAUUAACAGCAAGUGUCUGGUAUCAUGUUGCAUUUGUUUACAAUUACGCAACAUCACAACAAAUAAUUUAUCUGGAUGGCGUGCAAGAUGGUGUACGAACGAGUACACAGCCUUACCAAGGUCAAAAUGGUUCAAUAAUAAUUGGAGCACAGUCAACAUCAUAUUAUUACUUCGGGUAUAUUGAUAAUUUAGCCCUCACAACACGGGCUAAAAGUGCAUCGGAAAUUUCCGAUGACGCUACACUAAUGUUUUAUUAUUCAUUUGAUUUACCAAAUCCAUUCUAUGGCAAUUUACUGAGUCUUUUCAAUAAUACUGCUUACUGGAAUUAUUUUACUUCUUACUCGAAUUAUUUGUCGAUAUCAACUACCACGGGACGUGUGAAUCAGGGAAUUCGACCCGCUAUAACACCAUCUUAUUUUCAAAUGUGUUGUUUUUAUCAAAUGGCUAUGUUUAAUAACAAACCAUAUACAUUUGCAAUAUGGAUUUAUCCAACAUCGAUUGCUGGUGGUUCAAUUGUACAUGUAUCAUAUUACCAUAGUAAUUCUGGCAGUGGUACUACUUGUAAUGGUCAUGAUGUACUGGCACUUACGUAUAGUGGACAAAUUCUUGCACAACUGUAUCAGAGUUCUAGUUAUCAAAGUUAUAUUGGUAGGCGUUUAUCGAUAAAUACAUGGACACAUGUUGCCGGUACCUAUAGUUCCUCAAAUGGUCUUAUUCUCUAUGUUGAUGGUGUUCAAGAAGGUUCAGUGUCCGCCACUACAUACGGUAAUUGUGGUUUUCCUUUUUUUGUAACACUUGGAUACAGCUGGAAUAUUGGGUAUGGUUAUAGUCCUGGCAUUUCAUUUCAAGGAUACUUAGAUGAAUUUUAUACGUAUAGACGUGAACUCAGUGCAACAGAAAUAUUGGCACUCGCUAGCGUAUAA